AUGAUAAUUAAAUAUUAUAUAAUUUAUUUAUUUAUUAUUAAUGAUAUAUUAUUAAUAUUAAAUAAUUUCAUUUAUGUCUAUUCAAUAAAUAAUCAAUUAUUGAACGAAAAAUCAAUGAAAAAAUCAAUAAUCAAUCAUACAAUGAUAAUCAAUAAUCAUAAUUAUAAUGGUUAUUGGUUUAAUAAAGGUAUAGAAUAUCAUUUAUGUACUCAAUCUAUAAUAAAAAAUUAUAAUUAUUUAUUAUUUAUUAAAAAUCAAUAUAAAGAUUGUGAUAAAUUAUCAAUACAAUUAUUAAUCAAUAAUCAAAUUGAUUUAAUCAGUAAACAUAAUAAUCAAUUAAAUUAUGAAUUAUUAAUGAAAAAAAUUAUAUGUAUAUUACAAAAAAUUAAUUGUCCUAUUAAUGAGAAAUCAUUUCAAAUUCAUGAUAUUCCCUGUCAAUCCUCAUGUCUAUCUCUUCUUUCUAUAUGUGGACAAUUACAUAAGACUCCUCAAUCGUUCUUCAUGAAUAUCCCAUCUAGUUGUCCAAAUAAUAAUCUAAUACAAACAUCCCAUAAAAGAUGGAUAUAUGAAAAUAAUAAUCAUUAUCAAACAACUCUAUCUCCAAUACAAUCCACUACAAGUUAUACUACUUAUCAUCAUAUGCCUAAUUCUAAACAAUAUACCAAAUAUCCUAAUUAUAGAACUUAUCUAUCAUCUAGAUCAUUCUUACUAGAUGAUCAUUAUGAAUAUGAUCAAAUGAAAUCAAACUAUCAUCAUAACAAUCAUCGUUAUCCUCGUCAAAUCAAUAUGAAUAAUAAUGAUAAUCAAUAUGAUUCAGAACAAUCAAAACAAUCUAUGGAAUAUUUAAAUCAUUAUCAUUUAAAAAAUUUACAUAUACCAUUUACUCCAACACAACGUAAAUUAUUAUUAACCAAAGAGGAUUGUUUAUUAUUACCACCAGGAGGUUGUGACAAUUGGAUAGAUCCUUCAACGAAUUUACAACGUUUAAAAGCUUCUAAUUAUAAAGAAUAUUUAAAAUUAAAUCUUGGCUGUCCAAAGGAUAUCCCUGAAAUAUGUAAUGAAAUGUUUCCUACAUUAUAUACAAGAAGUAAAUGGAUUAAAUCUAAUUUUACUGUGUCUGCUAUAAUACGUAUAUCUGGUACAUUAUGGUGGUUUGGUAAAAAUGAUCAUUAUCAACCAUUAUUUCGUUUUCAUAUAUUAAAAACAUUUGAUUCAGAUAUACAUCCAUAUGAUGAAAAAAUGAUCUUAACUUAUUCAUGGCCAUUAAAAUGUAUUUGUAUAGAUGAAAUUAUAAUUGGUAAAAAAUAUUUAAUGUUAACUCAUUCAUUUAAAUCAAGACAAACAUUACAUAUUACAAAGAAUACUGUAUUUCUAUCACGUGUAAGACGUUAUACAAGAAAAUUGGCGUCGGUUAAAGAAGUUAAUUGUAUAAAAGUUUGA
Molecule: messenger RNA, 1440 nt
Organism: Schistosoma mattheei
Lineage: Eukaryota; Metazoa; Platyhelminthes; Trematoda; Strigeidida; Schistosomatidae
Source: the annotation of a GenBank genome assembly